AUGUUACUAGGUGGUCAUGAUAAAGAAUAUGUUCAUCGUGAUACACCGAUGAAUAAUCCUGAUGUUAAGUUUGAUUUUACUCCAGAAAAUUAUAAACGUGUUGAGGCGAUUAAAGCCAUAUAUCCAGAAGGACAUCAAGCAGCCGCUGUCAUACCAUUACUCGAUUUAGCUCAACGACAACAUGGUUGGUUACCGUUGACAGCUAUGCACAAAGUAGCUGAAGUAUUAAAUAUGCCAAAAAUGAGAGUCUAUGAAGUUGCUACAUUUUAUACAAUGUUUAAUCGUGAUCCAAUAGGUAAAUAUCAUAUUCAAGUGUGUACAACAACACCCUGUUGGCUAUGUAACAGUGAUGGUAUUUUGAAAUGUAUUGAACGAAAAUUAGGUAUUCAUGUAGGACAAACAACUAAAGAUGGUCUAUUUACGUUAUCAGAAGCAGAAUGUUUGGGAGCAUGUGUCAAUGCUCCAAUGCUAUCUAUCAAUGAUGAUUACUAUGAAGAUUUAACUGAACAAGAUAUGGAACAAAUUUUAGAUGAAAUCAAACAAGGCAAAAAGCCAAAAGCAGGACCAAGAAAUGGUCGAAGAUAUGCAGCUGAACCAUUCGACAAACUUUCAUCGUUAACAGAAGAACCGAAAGGACCGGGAUUUGGUAUAAGAUCCGAUUUAUAA
Molecule: messenger RNA, 666 nt
Organism: Didymodactylos carnosus
Lineage: Eukaryota; Metazoa; Rotifera; Eurotatoria; Philodinida; Philodinidae
Source: the annotation of a GenBank genome assembly